ACGGCAUUUGGCAUACGGCUGUAGAAAUGUGCCGAGGAAGCAGAAGCAGUAGCCUACAGGAAAUGCUGCACUAGAGCUGAAUGAAGAAAACUGUUGUUUAGUCUAACAGCAAAGUUUUAUUUUAUUUAGUAAUCAUGUCAAAACUUCGUAUACAGUUGCUAUACUCUCGUGUCAUUCACGGGGUAUCUAAUCAGCCGUACUAACAGAGGGAAGUAGUGCUACAUUUAAAACUGAUCUUUAUUUUGUGUAGUAAUGGAUAAAGUGAUCAACUGUUUCCGCAAGAAGCCAGACGCGGUGGCUCGGCUCAUAUGUUUCCCGUGGGCAGGAGGAGGCUCCAUCCACUACGCGCGAUGGGGCAACCUGAUGAGUUCAGUCGAAGUGUUUGCUGUACGGCUCCCUGGGAGGGAGUCUCGGAUGAAGGAGCCGUUCCACCAGAGCAUGCAGCAGGUGGUGGAGGAGGUGGUCGGGGCAUUGCUACCUGUCCUCAGGGAGAAGCCUUUUGCCCUCUUUGGCCACAGCUUUGGUGCCAUGUCCUGUUUUGCCUUUGCGGAGUACCUGAAGAGAAGUCACGGCAUGGAGCCUCUCCACGUCUUCCUCUCUGGAGCGUCUGCUCCUUAUUCCGAGACACGCCUCAAUGCACCCUCCAGGAGUGGCCUGUCAGACGAGGACUUUCUCCAUUGGAUGAGCACCAUCGGGGGCACGCCCCCAGAACUACUGGCCAAUCCGGAGGUGAUGAAGCUUUUCCUUCCCCCACUGAAGGCAGACCUUCAUGUAAUUGAAACCUAUAGAUGCCCUCGGCCAGACACGCCCUUCCUGUCCUGUCCGGUUUCCUGCUUCGAUGGAAAGCAAGACAUGCCACAUGAUCUCAAAGCCUGGAAGGACAUGACCAGUGGAGACUUCAGCAUCCAGAUGCUGCCAGGUGCCCACUUCUACCUGAAGGAGGCAGCCAAUGAGAAGAUCAUCCUGGACCAUGUGACUAAACACCUGGAGACAGCGGAGAUGGACUACCUGUGACUGUGACCUGUAGAUAUACACACAUGACCCACUGAAGCACCUUUGAGAGUCCCAUGAGAUGUCAGUAUCUUUCCUGUAUGGGAUUCAAAGAAAGACAUUUGAAAGCCUUCAAAGAGACUCAUUGAUCUGUUUCUUGGGAUUGAAGGAAAGAAAGAUGUUUGAAAGUCUUCAAAGAAACUCAUUGAUCUCUAAGCAACUCUGCUUCUUCUUUAAGCUCGAAAAGCUCAGGAUUCCAGAAGAAGUCAAUUUGCUUACAGCUUAACUUUUUGUAUAACAUGCCCUGGAUGAAGGAGAAUCUUCACAAACAUGUUUGACUGUGGUAUACCUGGCACGUCAGGGUGGUGUAACCACAGCCAAUGACACUUUUCUAUGGAUUAAAUGCUUUUCAGAUGCGCCGUCCAAGCAUCUCUAUAAGAGGCUGUGUACGUUCGUCCAUCCGUCCGUCUGUCCGUCUGUCCGUCUGAAACGCUUUCUUUGUCUGAAACACUUUCUUUAAAUCGGGCACCCGCCACGUCACAAUGCCAAAGUCAGCAGACCGAAACUACAGAAACUGGACAGGGUGAAGAAAUUGCCUUUUCAUGAAUAUCCUUACACUUACGAUAUAAUAUUUUGCUGUAGUAUUAACUUCAAGACCCCCAGGUCGUCAGAUCAGACCUCAUUUCUGACAUUUCCACUAUGGGGCAGAAAGUAACUGACAUGAGCCAGGAAAUCCUGUCAUUGAAAAGAAAAUUGAAAACAAAAGAAGAGCAGAACAGUUUUCUAUAACACCACAACGCAAAAUUACAGCGGUUGGUGGAUGAGGUCUUGAGAGACAGGCCAGGUAAUCAUUCUAGCCAUUAUUUUACAUCAAAUAUACUCAACACAUCAAAAACCUUUGAGCAAAAUAAUAAAAAAUCUUCAGUAUUUUAUGUCCAAACGGCAUGAUUUAUGUUUAUGAUGAAUACAUUCAUAAAGAAAACCUCUCUCACAAAUAUAUUUUACACAGUAACCGAACGCCACGUCAUAAUUGCAGCUAUGCUGUUCACCUGUACACCUGUUCAUUUCAAUCAAUAAGCAACCAGUGGACGCAUCUUUGUCCGCCUGUUGGACUUGUUUUGUUUUUAGUGGAUUAUCUAAGAAGCAUAUUUAUUGCAGUGCAUUAAUUACCAAUUACCAAUUAAUUUAUGGACAUUAUCUCUGGUUGUAGUAACAAUUUUCAAUGGGGUUUCAUUUCUGGUGAUUUAGAAUUAAACUUGUGAGUUAGCGCCAAAACGUGGCAUGGAAAUCUACGGGGUAUAUUGAAGAGUGAAGUGUGGGACACCAGGUCAGCAAACAAGAACAGCUGACGGCAAAGCAUCAAGGAUAUCUGGGCUUCCAUUACUCCCAUGCACUGUUUCUGCCAUUGACUUCAAUGUUAAACGCAUCAUGGCCGUUAUUAAGACAGAGAGAGUCCUAACCAAGUAUUGAACAUUGCAUGUUAUGUAGAAAGUACCAGAUUUCAACUGAUUUGAUGUGCACUGAUGUGAAACGAAUUUUGAUGAAGAAAAUUGUGAUUUUAUUACAAUAUGAUGCGAAUUCCCCAAUUCAUGGGUUUUUUUAGCUGGAAGACCAAAAUAUGUAAAAAGAAAAAAUUGAAUGAUUGGAAUAGUUAAAAAACUGGUCCAUGAAUCUACAAUCCAUGACAGUUUAACAUUAUUGAUGGAAUUAUGGAAAUAAAUCAACUUUUUCAUGCUAUUCUAAUAAAGUGGCCUGGAGCUGUAGUUUUGGUACAUUUGUAUUUAUCAACUGUUCACAACAGCUUUUUUGUUUACUUUUGUUUUUUGUUGUUGUCGUUCUUUUCCCCCCUGAAUUACUCAUGUGGAAUAACGCACCGAGCGAAACUUCCUGAGAGAGACAAAGGUGCAGACACCAGCUCUAACUUUACUCAUGUAGCCUCAUGUAUUUAUUAACAUUUCAAGUCACUACUGAUUUAAGCUGGGCCAAGAGUUCCUACAUUUACCAUGACAGGGCUUCCUAUAUACUUGUAGAUUCUGGCAAGGCCUAACCUUGCAUGGGUCGUGGCACACUAUUUUUCCUGUGCACCCCCUUUCACAACCAUAGUCUACUGUCUGUGUCUGUGUGUCAGUGCCCCUUAUCGGCCCUAUAAAAUAACAGUAAUAGUAGUAGAAAUGUUUAGUGAUACAAUUGGUUAUUAUAAUGCCGUUCUUAACUAAUAGGAAUAUUGCUGAGCUUAUUUUUUAUUAUCUUGGUGUGUACAUGAAUUAUUAUUCAAUAUGUUGUGCUAUACUUUUUAUUCCAAUUUGCAGCGGACCCCCAUUUCUAUUUGUAUUUGUAUUUAACAUAUUAAUAACAAAAUAAAAAGA
Engraulis encrasicolus (European anchovy) is the source of this 3356-nucleotide messenger RNA. RefSeq names its product oleoyl-ACP hydrolase (gene olah). The record is from RefSeq and is a predicted model, not a curated record. NCBI's taxonomy places the organism in Eukaryota, Metazoa, Chordata, Actinopteri, Clupeiformes, Engraulidae. Gene Ontology annotation, biological process: lipid biosynthetic process. The transcript has 7 exons. The coding region runs from base 253 to 1014 and encodes 253 amino acids.